GAGAUUUGUAAAUUGUCAUCCAGUUUAAAGUCUUGUUUCUGUGUCACAGGGAGGAUCGUCCCCUCCGCCUUCGUUUGUCCAGAUGUCAGGUUCUCACAUGCUGCCCAGCUACUACGGGAUGAGGCGUCCCUUCAUCUCGGACUCAGACUUCUGCCAGUCCACCAAGCAGUUCUCCCCCGACGUCUACUCGCCCUCGCUGGGCGGUAAACCUCUGGGCUGCGAUCCGUCCUCCAUGACCAGCUACUCCUCCUUCAUCGACAGCUACUACCCGGAGACCUUCGGAGACUACCGCAGCGCCGCCGCCUUCUCCAGCUCCGGAGGAUCCUUCCUGCCGUCGUCGGCCCUCUCGUCCCUGCUGCCGCCCUACGGAGCAGAGUCCUCGCAUUUGUUUCUGAGAGACUCGUGGGAGCAGUCGGUUCCGGAGCCGGUGUCCCAGGUGGAGGCUCUGUGUCCGGACAGCCUGUCCUCCGUCAGCGUCCCGCCCUCCAUGCCCAGCCCAGAACCCCCGGGGAGCCCCUCCCAGUACCGCUCCCCCAGCCGGGGCUCCUCCAUGGGGCCCGGGAGUCAGCCCUACACCCUGCACCCGCUGGAGGAGGCCCACUACCACCCUCUGACCUCCAGCAGCUCCUACCCGCUCCCCUCCGCCCCCUUCCCCUGCCCGUCCUACAUGAGCACCCCCAUCAGCGACCUGGUGACCAAGAUGGUGACGGAGGAGGCGGCUGACGGCCACGCCGGCCUCUCCUCCGGCGGCGAGGCUCACUCCUCCUGGGCCAAAGAGGACGGGGUGAGCUCCUGGUCGCCCUACGAGAUCAGGAGGGCCUACUGA
Anoplopoma fimbria (sablefish) is the source of this 826-nucleotide messenger RNA. Its product is annotated as POU class 2 homeobox associating-factor 2-like. The coding region runs from base 83 to 826 and encodes 247 amino acids. The record is from RefSeq and is a predicted model, not a curated record. The transcript has 3 exons. NCBI's taxonomy places the organism in Eukaryota, Metazoa, Chordata, Actinopteri, Perciformes, Anoplopomatidae.